AUGGCGUGUCUGCUGGAGGACGGUCUGAUCAAGACCAUCUCCAUUGAGCAGGUGGUGGCGCCCAUCACCACCCACCUGUGCCACCUGAUCCUGCUGUGCGAGAGCCGCCAGGGCGCCCAGAGCUUCACUCACCUGGAGACGGCCGCCAGGGCUGUGGCCAAGGCUGCCAAGCAUAUGGCCACCACAGCGGCCAGGCUGGUGGCGGAUGCGGAGGACGAGGUGAUGCGUAUGGAGAUGUCCCCGCUGGUGGAGGCCAUCGCGGUGGCAGGGCAGCACGUGCUGCUGGCCUCUCAGAAGCUCAACAUCCAGCCGGACCUGGACGAGCACAGAGAGGAGCUCGUCAUGGCAACGCAGAACGUCCUACUGGGCGUCGUCAAGAUUCUUCUGGUGGAGGACGACGCCCGAGUACGGAGGAUAGUCGCUGCGGGUCACUGGCUGUUAGACUGUGUCUCCCAGAUUGACAAUGCCCUGGACAUGCCCUCUCUACUUAAAUCUUUUCGGGUCUUCUCGCGGGCCGUUCUCCUCACCAACAGCCUGGUCCAGGAACGACUGGAGGACCUGAGAAGCUCCAGGCAGCAGGAGCAAAUUAGGAGCUCUCUGGACACCCUGACUAAAUGCAUCUCCAUGUUACACACAGCUUCGUACACAACCAUCAAACACCCGACCAGCGAGCAGGCCCAGGCCGCCAAGACAUACGUGCUGCAGCAAGUGAAUGGCACUGUCAACGACAUCAUCGCCACCCUGAAGAGCCACUGUCACUGGGCCCCCAGUGGCCCCAACGGGUACUACACCGACCGGCGGAGCAGCCUGCUGCAUGUGUUGGCUGUGUCCGACUGCUCGACAAUUAGCGUCAAGGACUUUGACGUCCUGCUGAGAGACCUGGUGUUCCAUUGUAUGAUGGUGGCCAACACGUCUCGCAGCGAGAUACAGCCAGGAGUGGCAGAGCAAUGCCGGCAGGCGCUCAAGCUCUGGACCGACAUAUCGCAGCAGCUGAAGGACCUGCAACAAGAAGGGGUAGCAGCUCCUCAGUCUUCCAAGCGACAGCUGGAGAGCCUCUGCACCUCCCUGAUUCAAUGCAUCCACAAGCUCGAUGAAGCGGUGGUGACAGCUACGUUGUGCCAGGUCCUUGAUGUUUUCGUAUCAGCAGGUGCUCCCAUGGAACAGCUGAUGACUACCGUGAACCAUCUCUUCGAUGGGGAACCAGAGGAGGGAGAACCGGACCACGACAGCCUCCAGCCUCUGCUCAGGGCAUUCCACUCCCAUGCCGACAGGAUGGUGCAGGUUGCUGGCUUCGUGGCCGCGCUAGCCAUUGAUGCUAAAAGCCUUGAGUGUGUUGAGAACUCGCGCACAUGUCUGAUACGACUGAGGGAUGCUGUGGCACCCAUUUUGCAAGAUCUGAGAGGCUCUGACUCAGUCCAGUGUGCGGAGGCAUCGCAGAAACUUCUAGAUCUGCACCAGCGCUGGACGGACGACACAGACCAGCUCCUGAACGCCUUCACCGACAUCGUGGACACCAAGGCAUUCACAAGCCUGGCUGUGCAAGGCAUGGAGGACAGCUUGCGUGGGUGUGACGUGGCGUACAAGUGCCGUGACCUGCAGCUGUUUGGCGAGCAUGCUGGCCUCCUCAUGGGUCACAUGACCCAGGUGAUACAGGCUGUGAGGAGACACGUGGACAAGAGCGACGAUCCCAUCUACCGCAAUGGACUCCUGGUGCUGGUGCGACAGGCAGAGGCAGCCACUGCGGAGGUGACAGGAUGUGUGACAGACAUCUGCUCAAGCAGUGAUGAUGACGACGGUGCUUAUAUCACUUUUUCAGAUCAUCUAGCAUUGGCGAUCAAGUAUUUUGAGGUGUUGCAGGAAGGCAUAGAUGGACUGAAACAUCCUGAUCUGCUGAGUCCUUUAAGGGAAGAGGCACGGAACCCUAUGACUUUAUUACCCACCCUCCCAAGCCUGGAACUGGGUCAUGAAUUGAGACCAUCAGACCUGGAUCAGAAGGAAAGUGAGACAGAGGAAAGAUUCUCAGAUCAAGAAAGUCAAAGUGUAGUUUCAACAGUAGUGCAACCUGUAUCUGAACUGGAAUUUGUGGCAAAGCCAGUUGAACACAUCUCAAUUUCAUCUCCAAGAGUUCAACAUUUCCAACGAUUCCAACGGCCCUUGGAAACCAAAUCAGCCACCAAAAGCUCUUUUCUAUUAGAAACCAGGCCACACAGCCCUCCACAAAAGCUUCCAAAAGAGGCUGUUGGCCUCCUGCCUCUCCUGAGCGAUGUGGUCAGCAUGACCAAAGGAAGAGAUGUCACCGCACUGAAUGCAGCCUGCUCAGGCGUUCUUGAGCUGUCCAACUGCUACGCACAAGCUGCUAAAGAAGUGACAUUCAUCAUUGACAAGGACAACAGCAAAGAGGUGGACCUCCUUCGUUCAGAGUUGGUGUCUCUCACUCCGCUGCUGGUGCAAACAGCUCAGGAGACAGCUAUGAGCUCUGGCAUGACCAUGGAGAGCAUUUACAAACACAGCACACAGUUCUCUGACCUCAUACGAAACACACGCAGCAUCCUUCUGCCAGUCGCAGGCACGUGGUACAGAGCAAUCUCGGGCAUGUUUCAGAGCUGUACACCUGAUGCCAUGGAGAACCUCACGCAGGAACUGACGGACGUGAUGUGUUUGUGUGCAGAUGUGGUGCAGCUGAUCCUGUCGCUGGAAAGCACAGCCAGGGGAGGAGACGGUCAGCACGAGAGCAUUUCUGUUCUGCAGAGUAAAUUGAAAAAGGCACAGACAAACACCAAGCUGAUCACCGACCUGGCAUCAAAACCAUCGCUCACAGCAAUGGACAUUGAAGGUCCCUGCUUACUGUGGGCUCUGUCCAUGCAGGUUCUGCUGAAUUCACUGGAUAAGAUUGUUGGCACUGCAGCAUCUGCUAACACAGGUCAGGUCACCAAGCAUGAGAUGACCUUGAAGAAAUGGCUGACAACAGUGUCAGAGAACUCACUGAGGAUACAGGAAGCAGCUAGAUUGUCCUCUUUGAACUGCAGAGAUCAGUACAAGGUUAAAACCCUGGCUGAGCUCCAAGGAGAGGUGAAGUCACUCACCGAUACCUACCUCCAAGCCGAGGAGGACCUCCGAGCAGGUGCCUCUGACUCUGGUGUUCUGCCAUUUGCUAAGUCCGAACUCCUACAGAGACAAUUGGAAGCCAAAAUGAGGAUGCUGUCUGGCCUGUUGAGCAAAGUAAACAAAGACUAUGUGACACCUAUUGAAAAUGCAAUCAGCCUGGCCUACUCUGCGGCUACUAAGAAUGCAGAGAGUAGCAGCGCAACGGAGGCUCAGGAGCAUUUUAACAGGGCUGCAGAGCUGCUGUUGGAGAACGUCAAAGCCGCCACCGAGAGUGUGCAGGACUGCUUCAAUUACAUCAGGGACCCGCGUGAGCGCAUCCAACUCCGCUCCAUCAACGACCACCUCUCCUUCCAGAUGUCUGACAUCAUCAGUCGGAUCAAGCUGAUGGUGGAGAGCCGGGCCUACUGUGAGUCUCUCAGCCUGGAGAUUCAGACCCAGUGCUGGGCAGCCAAGGCACACCAUCUGGUGGCAGAGCUCGGGAAAGUCGAUAGCAUUCUGGAAAGAAUCAAAGAAACGGUCAAGUCGGGUCUUCAGGGCAAGAGAUCAGCGUGUGAGGCCCCAGUCACGUGGACGGCCACACCUGCGCCUCCUCUCGCCGUGGAAACAGGCCCUCUGAUAAACAUGCUGACUGACACAAAACAGAGCUUUGAGUGGAGGGGCGCACAGACAACCCUGCCGGCAAUAAACAUCCCCACUUCACCUAAACAGGAACCCAGAAUGCAGAGCAGGCGGGGCCAUGUGGUGAGCUCACCUGUGCAGCCCUGCCUCACCUUCACCUGCCUGUACCUGAAGCGUGAGACGGAGCGCUGGGAGUCCAGAGGGAACCACAUAGUGCAGGCCACCAAAGACAUCGCAGACAGGAUCUACCACAUGGCACAGUACCUGAAGAGGAAGGGACCCAUACAGAGCAAAGAGGCCUUCGUGUCGUCUGCCAAGCACAUAGUCUCCAGCUGCCAGUCCAUCACCCAGUUCCUGAAGGUGAUUGCCGAACACUGCCUGGACAAGCACUGCACAGAUGACCUGGUGCUACUGGUGGAGCAGAUCCUCACUAUCACCAACCAGCUCACCAUCAUCUCCAGCGUGAACGCACUCACCCCUGGCAGCAAGUCAUCAGACGAGUCAUUGGUGAAAAAUGCUCAGAACCUGCUUCAGAUUGUUCUGAAGGGGGUUCGAGCAGCAGAGACCGCCUGCAUUAAGGGCCUGAAGCAGCCCGAGCCCGGGACGGAUGCGGCCCGCGCUGCAGCGCUGUGCCUGCAGUGGAAGAGGAGCCUGCUGUUGCACCGAGCCAUGGAGAUCUCAAGCCCGGACACGGACGACCUGGGCCUACGCCGGACCAGGGACCAGACGGCCGAGCCUAGCCUGGCUCCAUCACUGUCUAUGCUGGAGCAGCACAAAUGAAGGGGCAUGCAUAUAUUAUAUGCUAAUAUAUGCUUAUAUUAUAUGAAUCUGCUACCCCCCCACACACAAACAUAUGCAGCAGAAGCAUGACAGGAAGUUCUGUGGGAUAAGCAAUGAAUUGGGGAUAUACUACUGCUACAUUGAAUAUGACGGGAGGCACUACCAUUUUCCUGGUGAACCAGUAGCCUGUAAGUAACAGUGUUUGUGUAGCCCACCCCCCUGGGCGUCAACACAUAGCUUCUGGCUCACCAGGAAACACUACCAUGGAGCUAUUGUCAUCCACAAUGACACAAAAACAACAAUAGCACAAAAAAUGUGCGACUAUUUUUCUUUUCUUUUUACAUUUUUUUGUCUUCUAUGGUCUAGCUAACUACUGGAGAGUACUGUAGACUAUAGAGACCUUUGGUUACUUAUCAUUCAGUGGGCCAGACAGAGGCCACAGUAAAGACGUGCAAACCAUACACACAUAGUUAAUGUGGCCUUUAACAAUGUGUGUACAGUAUGUUUUGCAAGUCUAUUGUAUUGCACAGUAUUUCAAAAACCUUAAA
Molecule: messenger RNA, 5051 nt
Organism: Engraulis encrasicolus (European anchovy)
Lineage: Eukaryota; Metazoa; Chordata; Actinopteri; Clupeiformes; Engraulidae
Exons: 7
Coding region: 1-4503 (1500 amino acids)
Biological process (GO): cell migration; cell-cell adhesion
Cellular component (GO): adherens junction; catenin complex
Molecular function (GO): beta-catenin binding; actin filament binding
Source: RefSeq, a predicted model, not a curated record